AAACAACACUAACUCUCCAUCUUUGUAGAGCUACUUUCGUUUUUCAACACCAGUGAACAAUAGAGUGAACAACUGCUGUUAAGAAAGAAGCCGCUUAUUUGCUGUCAGUCCGCAUUCGGAAGAUGUAUAAAUCUAGAUCUAAAUCUAGAUCUAGAUAUAGAUCUAGUUAUACUUUGAAAGCUAAAAUAAUAGUAUGCAUUCUUUGAAUCCAGAGGACCUGCAGGAAGAGUGCUGCGGACUUGAAGUAGAAAUCUAGCCUAGGCCUAAUUUUAAAGAGAUCGUAAACUACGUAAAUCACGCAAUUACCUUAUAAAUAGAUCUAAUCUAGAUUUAGAUUAUCUAGUGCCUUCCAAUUUUUACUAUUUAUACUUGGGCUGACUUGAGUAUUUUCUGAGUGCAAUAAGUCUAGAUCUAGAGUCUAGAAUCUAAUCUAGUCUAAAAUUGAAUACACUAACGUGACUGUGUGACACAGUAGUCUACUUAGUGCAGCUGUUACUGCUGGCUACAGCCUUGGUCAGAUCUUUAUCUUGUGGUGGAUCUUGAGGUUCAGCUGUCUUCCUUACUUCAACGUCAAGAUUUAAAAUCUGGAUCUCCUGGACUGCCUGGACCUCUUUCUAAUCCGUGCAAUUAAUGCCUACUGACUAUAAUAUAAAUAGUCUUAAAUAGCCUCUUGAACUUACCAGGUUGGUGCAGGCUGUAGUGUAGGCCUACUUCACGACCUACGGCAAUUUGGAUAUAACAAUUUUAUAACUGAUAGCACUAGCAGCUGGCUUCUUGAACAUUGACUCUUCUAAUUCUGACACUGAAGGUUUUAUUGAAUAACUAGACUCUAUGGCAACCACAAGCCUCUUGCCCAGAGACGGUACUCUCGACAGUGGGGUUUAUUCCUGCAACUGUGAGAACUGUGGCCAUUUUUUCAAGUUCCGGUCUGUUGGAGAUCAGAAGAAUGACAUCAGCCUUACCAUCAAUGGACAAAAUUACACAGUCGGAAAUGAGUUUCACCCUGCAACCUCGCUUCUGGAGUUUAUGCGCAGCACGCGGAUCUCUACUGGCACCAAAGGUGGCUGCUAUGAGGGUGGAUGUGGCUUGUGCCUGGUCACUGUGACCCUCACUGACCCUAUCACUGGCAAGAUUCGCCCCUAUGCCGUGAACUCUUGCUGCCUGCAGUUGUAUACAUGUGAUGGCAUUACGGUGACCACUGUGGAAGGCCUUGGCAGCACCAAGGAUGGACUCCAUCCCAUACAGGAUAGGAUGGCGAAACAUGAUGGGGCUCAGUGUGGCUAUUGCACUCCUGGUCAAAUCAUGAAUAUGUAUGGAUUGCUACAGAAAAAUCCCAAACCCACAGUGCAGGAAGUGGAAGAUGCCUUUGAUACAACGCUGUGCAGAUGUACAGGAUACAGAGCUAUCCUGUCCGCAAUGAAGUCAUUUGCUGUUGAUGCGCCUGAUUCAUUGAAGUCAGAGGGAGGUCUCAUAGAUAUUGAGGACCUUGAAGGAAAAGUUUGUCGGAAGACGGGGCAGGCAUGUGUUGGUCACUGCGAGCAGAAGUCGGAGGCUGGGGCGCCAUGCGGAAACAGCGUGCCCAAGAGUCUGCACAUCGUUAAUGCCAGUGCUCAGUGGUUCAAACCCCUGACCCUGUCGGAGCUGUACCCUCUGCUGAGGCAGCAUGCUGCGGACAAGUACAGGCUGGUGCUCGGCAACACAGGCUUUGGUAUUUAUGGAGAAAUUGGACCUUGGAAUUAUUCUGUUCUCAUAGACAUAAGAAAUGUCCAGGAGCUCUACGUCAUUCAGACAAGGUCGAGUGAUCACAUCACCCUAGGUGCAAAUGUAUCCAUCGCCUCUCUGCUGGAGUUGUUUGUUGCUUCCACUGACCCUGGCCUCGUCUACAAGGAUGCUUUUGUGAAACACUUGAAGAGAACAGCGUCUAGUGGCAUCAGAAAUCUUUGCUCUUGGGCGGGCAACUUGAUGCUGAAGAACCUGCAUAAGGAUUUUGCCUCUGAUGUUUUCACCAUGUUUGAAACUGUUGGGGCAAAACUCAACAUAGGGUCCAGUGAUGGAGUGGUGCAGCAGUACACUCUGCUGGACUUCUUGAAACUGGACAUGAAGGGCAAAGUGAUUGUGUCUGUGGAGCUCCCCAAGUACAGCACUGGUGACCGACACGUGCGCACGCUGAAAACCUCACACAGGCUUCAGCUAUGCCACGCCCAUGUGACCUGUGGAUUUAACUUCGUGGUCGACGCCAACAACAACUUUCUCGUCAAGGAAAAGCCCAGUAUUGUUGUUCAAGGCAUCAACGGCAACCUGAUUCAUGCUGUUCAGACUGAGGGCUAUCUCUUGAACCGGCAGCUUGGAGACCCCAACGUGCUGAAAGGUGCUAUAGAUCAUCUGACUGUUGAGAUAGUCCCAGACUCUGCACCUGUGCUAGCCAGCCCAACCUACCGAAAGAAUCUUGCUUUGGGCCAUUUCUACAAGUUUGUUCUGGAGCUGUGUCAGAGCAAGUGUAGUCCGCGCUACGUCAGCGGUGGCACAGACUUGAACCGGCCGGUCAUGUCGGGCACUCAGGAAUAUGGCACUGAUGACCCCAAGACUUACCCUGUGUCUAAAGCCAUGAUGAAAGUGACUGCCAACAACUUGACAACAGGAGAGAUCAAGUUCAUUCCAGACUUGCGCCCUGCUCAAGGGCAAGUGUAUGCAGCCGCUGUCCUGGCCACCCAGGGAAAUGCCAAGAUACAGAGCAUUGAUCCCUCCGCUGCUUUGAAAAUGCCCGGGGUGCUGAAGUUUAUUGAGGCCAAAGACAUCCCUGGAGAGAACAACUGGCGUCCCAGGGGAGCAUACACUGGAUUCUCUCAGGAGCUUCUGAGUUCAGGACAAGUGUACUAUGCGGGUCAGCCCAUCGGCAUUGUUGUUGCUGAGGAUGAGAUCACCGCCCAGAGUGCAACGUUUGCAGUGAAGGUCACGUACAGUGACAUACAGCAGCCCAUUGUUGACCUGAAUGAUGCCAUUCAGAAGAAAUCCUUCUUUGAGCUUUUGGGACCAUACACUAAAGGAGACGCCCAAGCGGCCAUGGCAUCGGCCCCUCACAAAGUGUCAGGCUCUAGCCAGAGUGGUCAGCAGUACAACUUCCACAUGGAGACUCAGGCUGCCAUCUGCACACCGACAGACACCGGGGGCAUGGAUGUGAUAGCCACCUCACAGUGGCUGGACGCCUCUCUUUCCUCAGUGGCUCAAGUGUUGGGACUGCCAGAUUCUGAUGUACAUGUGGAGACCCAGCGACUUGGUGGAGCUUUUGGUGGAAAGAUCUUCUACACCCUUCCCGUGGGAGCGAUGUGUGCCGUGGCAGCACAACUUAUGGACAGGCCUGUGAAGCUUCACAUGGACCUUCACACCAACAUGCAGUUCCAAGGCAAAAGAACAGGCUACAGAUAUGACUAUGAGAUCGGCUUUGAUGACAAUGGCAAGAUUCUGGCAAUCAUUGCUAAGAGUUACAGUGACACAGGGGCUCUGUUUUUCAACCAGGAUGGUAACGAGUACACUUACUUCAUGCUGGACGGAGCAUACUUCUGCCCCAACUGGCUCUACACCACACAACCUUGCAAGACAAACAAACCUUGCAGCACAGCGGUCAGAGCUCCAGGCACAGCCCCUGCCAUCUACCACCGAGAGUGCAUGAUUGAUCACGUGGCUACAUACCUGAAAAAGGACCAUCUGGAAGUGCGCAAAGUAAACCUCUUUCAGGACGGACAAUCUACCCUGGCUGGCAUGGUGAUAGAGAACAGCCUAAUCAGCCAGAUGGUGUCUCAGAUGGAGACAGAUGCAUCCUAUGCCACCCGUAAACUGGCGGUGGAGAACUUCAACAAGGCUAACCGUUGGAAGAAGCGAGGCCUUCAGAUGAUGCCAUGUCGCUAUGGCUACCAGUGGAGCUACAUGCGGUUCAACACCAGUGUUGUGGUCAACCACUCUGACGGCAGUGUGGUCAUUGUGCAUGGUGGCAUCGACAUGGGCCAGGGCAUCAACACCAAGGCUAUCCAGACAUGUGCGUACAAGUUUGGCAUCCCUGUUGACAAAAUCCGAGUGAAGACAACCAACAGUGUCACCAAUGCCAAUUCAUCCUGGACAGCUGGCUCUGUGUCUUCUGAACUGGUUUGUGUGGGUGUGUCGGACUGCUGUGACACCAUCUUGAAGCGCAUGGAGCCUGUCAAAGCUGAUAAGCCUGGAGCGACCUGGGAGGAGCUGGUCACUGAGUCGUUUGCACGCUGGGUCAACCUGACGGCCUCUGCCUUACCUGCGCUGAGAGACCAGUACGUGAGCCGCUACAAUGUGUGGGCUGUCUGUUGUUGUGAGGUGGAGCUGGACGUUCUCACUGGUCACUACCAGAUCCUCCAGGUGGACUUGCUCUUCGAUGGAGGCACCAGUCUGAAUCCUGAGCUGGACAUGGGUCAGCUGGAGGGUGGCUUUGUCAUGGGCCUGGGACUCUUCCUGUUAGAGGACUUGACCUUUGACCCUAGCACUGGACGUCUUCUCAACGAUGGCACUUGGGAGUACAAGAUUCCUCUGACCAAAGAUCUGCCAAUUGUGUUCAACAGCAAGUUUGUGAGGAAUGCAGCAAACCCCCUAGGCUUCCUCCGAUCAAAAGCUGUGGGAGAAGCCCCUGUGGCCUCGGGCACUGUGGCUGUGAUGGCUCUGAAGAGAGCUGUGGAGGCUGCCCGGGCCGAGCUGGGACACCAGGGAUGGUUCCUACUGACUGCCCCAGCCACUGUGGAGAAACUGCAACUGGCCUGUCAGACGCAAGAAGCCACUUAUACCUUUGGCCAGUGAUUCUGUCGUCUGCCAGAUCUUCCAGUGACUCCAUUGUCUCUGCUCUUUUAAAACUUUGAAAUGUGCUCCUUGUGAGCAGUCCGGAACUACUUUGUUUUGUUGAACUUUACAGAAACUGUUUGUCAUGUUGAGGUAUUUUAGACUCAUAGUUCAGCUAUUAUCAUUUAAAGUUCUUACAGUUUUAAGCAUUUAUUGAGAUUUCUUGUGUUCUGUGAUGAGUGAAAUGAGUCUUUAAUUUUUUUUAGUUUGUUAUUUUGUGUGAUCUACUAUUUUGUUCUUAUACGAGUGUAAAGCAAUUACAAAACAUUUACAAUAAAUCAAUCAAUUUAUAAGUCUAUAAUUACAGAAAUGCUCUCAGUCAGUGUGUGGUUCAGAGGACAACCAUGGUUCCUCUGCUGAUCGCUGUGCAUUUUAUUAGUACAACAUGCCCAAAUAUUUUACUUCAGUUCCUGGUCAAAUGUAUGAAGCCCUAGAGUUCUGGGUCAGAGUACUUUUUCUUUUUGGUUUGUUUUGUGGUCUGGGUUGACUGGUGCUGUACUCUUGGGAUGAGAGCAUUCAAAUAAUUUGAGAAAUACUGUCGAACCUGUGUAAGACGGCCACGCUUUGUUGAGGGGAAAAGGGGCCAUAACGUAUAAGACAGGUGGCCGUCUUAGGGUGGACUGAUCAAAAUAAAGAGAACAAACUAUUUACUUCUGAGAUCCUAACUGAAGGUGGUUGCAUGCUUAGGACUGCCCUAGGGCUGAUUAAAAUGUGUUGUCUUUGUUGUUUUAUUUCUUCUGAAAGGGGGGAGAGAAUAGGGCGGUUUUUGUUUGUUUGUUUUAUUUUUAUGACAUUUCAUCCAUUAGAGGGACUGACAACGUCAGGUGAAAGAAUUAUGACGACUUGUCCACAACAUCAGAGGAAAAUGCAUAAUUUUUAACAAAGUCGGGCUUUCUUAGGCAGGUAGAUUUGGCUGUGGGUUGAUAAAACAGGGUGGCUGCGGCCGCGUUGGAAAGGUGCCUGUUUGACACAGCUAAAUUGUAUAGAAAAAACAGGGGGGGGGGGGGGGGGAUAGAAAGUGGCUGUCAUGGCAGGUUCACUUGUCCAUCAAAAGCUACUGCUAUCUGCUAUCCAAGUGACCUAGCUCUUUGAAUAUUUAGUUGAAAAGGUCUAAGUCUAAGUUAUUCUAAUUAAUCUAAUCUCCUAGAGAUCAUAAAGGUUUACUUUUAAAUAUUAGGGGAGAAGGAUGAGUGUCGCAUUCUCAUAUAUGCUAUGAUGAAUGAUGAUAAACCCCUUUUAAGUCACCGAAUCUAAUCUUUUGUCACUAGUCACUAUACAGUCGUCAUCGAAUGGCAAACUGCUACUGAAAAAGGAAACAGAGUGCAGAAGUUGAUGAUGUGCUACUCGCAACACUUUUUUCACAAUAAUUGGAAAAUGAAAUGCUGUGUUUAUUAAAAUCCUGUCUUUCUAUGCCUAGCUUUGUUUCAUCUUGCGUUGCUGUGGUGGCCUAAUUUGCAUACUGAUACAUACAUCUUUUACUAUUUUUAGCCCUGUGAUUUAAUGCUUUUUAUUUUUUAUGCUUUGCAUGGUAUGUUCUGCAGGAUUCUGUAGAAGUUGUUGGAGACACUUUUUCUUAACAUCUGUAUGCAUUGUAUUUGAAUUAUUUAGUUUCCCCAUAUAUAUCGGAAGUUUUCUUUGACAGUUGUUAAUGCAGAUAGAUAAGGUUGUGUGUGAGGAUGAUUUCUAAUAAUAAUAAUAAAUAAAAAGCAUUUGUAUAACGCACACCCCUGCUCAACAGCAAGCUCUACACCUUUUUUUGUGGACAAUGUAGUUAAGAAGUGCUCCUUCUUUACUUUACAGAUGAUAGUGCUUUUACUGUAUUGAACAGCAUCAUGUGUCCUGGUAAUGAUCAAGCAUGCGCUUAAUAAAUGGUCCAAUUCAUGCCAGAAACUGCCAGUUGCAGUGAGAGCAAGAAAAGGAUUUGAUAUUCUGCACUCUUUUGUAUCAUCUUGUCUCUUUUCAGAUUAUCCUAUGCCUUCUCUGCUCUGCCUUUGUUCCAUUUUGAGAUCCCUUUUCCCUUUUCCACUGCUGCAGCUUUUCUCCGCUAUCCCGGUCUCCAAGGCAUCUUUGUCUGUAGAGGUACUGUUUUUUCCUUCUGUUGUAGUGUGUGCUAAAGAAGGUCUGUAAGUGUAAGGACUUUGGCAGACUUGGAAAUCAGAUAAUGAAAAAUAAGAAGAUUCUUUUCUUUAAAAGUACUUUGUAAUGACUUAUGUUGUAAAUAUAUUUGAUGUCAGGCUAAG
Messenger RNA from Aplysia californica (California sea hare), 7091 nucleotides. Its product is annotated as xanthine dehydrogenase. Lineage: Eukaryota; Metazoa; Mollusca; Gastropoda; Aplysiida; Aplysiidae. Gene Ontology annotation, molecular function: 2 iron, 2 sulfur cluster binding; oxidoreductase activity; iron ion binding. The transcript has 34 exons. Bases 832 to 4812 code for a protein of 1326 amino acids. The record is from RefSeq and is a predicted model, not a curated record.